Molecule: messenger RNA, 4543 nt
Organism: Pieris brassicae (large cabbage white)
Lineage: Eukaryota; Metazoa; Arthropoda; Insecta; Lepidoptera; Pieridae
Gene: mino
Product: glycerol-3-phosphate acyltransferase 1, mitochondrial
Exons: 17
Coding region: 138-2744 (868 amino acids)
Cellular component (GO): mitochondrial membrane
Source: RefSeq, a predicted model, not a curated record
CGUGCCGUAACAAAAACUAAUAUUAUGUAAAAUUUGACCCUUGAUUUUUCGAGAAAAAUUCACAAAACGUGCAUUUCUAGGCCGUUCCGCCGUAGUUUAUGUUGUUCUAAAAUAGUGUGUCUGUGUCUAAUUAUAAGAUGAGUGUUCUCAAUUGGACGGGGAAUGUUAAUGCCAGUGUUGAAAUGGAUUCAAUAAGCAAUGUCUGGACUGUGGUGGAAAAUGUGCGGGUUGCAAGCAGUGCUGCGGAGUUGGCUAUUUUCACGGCAAUACUUUAUUGGUUCUUUACAUCGAGCCGUGUAGCAGAUAUGUUAGAAGUGGUAGGGGAAAGGGUAGGGGGAUGGUGUGGCCGCGAUACGAGCUCUCUAAGACACGCGAUGCGCACCCGCAAGAGGCCGCAGACAGAUGUAUAUGCUAAACUUGAUGCUGAAAUAGCGACAAGAACAUCUUCCCUCUAUCGUAUUAAGAAUGGACCAGUUGUACCGCCGCCACAGCCUCCCACGAGGCCAUCAGCUGGACUUGCCUGCGCACGAUGUGCUCCGCUAUCUAGGGAGUCAUGGCAGGAUACAAAGGUAGCGGAAUCCAGUGCAGUCAUCAACAUUCUGGAUAUUGGCAGGCAGACCUUUGCGAAUGGUGGAGUGGUUUCGAGGUACCUCUGCGACCUGGCACAGUGCUUAAAACUGACGAAUUUUGACUAUGGGGAUAUAGUCCCUAAGGUGGUAAAAGACGAGCGUUUCCAAAACGCAAUAGAAGAGAAGAUAAAGGAGGAGUUGAAUCCAGGGAAGAAAAAUGAAGAAACUAAAAAGGAAUCCAGUUAUGCGGCGGUUAGAAAGCGAGUGGAGGCAAAAGCAAUGAAAGUUCUUCUUGAUAUCAGCUCUGCUAUGUCCACUAAUGUACUAAAAUUAGUGGCGUGGUUAUGCCAUAAAGCAGUGCGUCGUGUCGCCGGCGGCGGUUGCGGCACUCGAGCGGCGUGCGUUGAGCGUUUACGUCGCGCAAACGCUGCGGGUCUACCGCUCGUCUUCGUGCCCCUUCAUAGGUCCCACUUUGAUUACAUUCUAGUCACAUUCACGCUGUACCUGACGGGCCUGAGGCCGCCGCUUGUGGCUGCGGGUGAUAAUAUGAGGAUACCGUUCUUUGGGUGGUUCCUGCGGGGUUGUGGUGCAUUUUACAUACGUCGACGAAUUGACGGUUCAGAAUAUCACGAAGACCCUAUAUACAAAUCAGCACUUAGGGCUUAUAUACUAAAUAGCUUAGCAGCAAACAAUAACCUCGAGUUCUUCAUAGAGGGAGGUCGGACAAGGACAGGAAAACCGCAGGCACCUAAAGCGGGUAUCCUAUCAGUUAUCCUGGAGGCCUACCUCGAGGGUACCAUUGACGAUGCAUUAUUGGUACCGGUUACUUUGAAUUAUGACAAAUUGGUGGAUGGAAAUUUCGUCAGGGAGCAACUGGGUAUGCCCAAACAGAUGGAGACAUUUUGGUCGGCUUUGCGUGGAAUUUGGAGGACUUUGAACACUAAUCAUGGGGGUAUAAGGGUGGAUUUCAAUCAGCCUAUAUCGUUGAAGGAGCUAGUAACGUCCUUCCAAAAGUACAAUCACCUAAAAGCUUCUAUAGAAAGGCCGCUCACUCCAACAAAUAACAAUUUGACGGUGGACAUAGACAGACAUAUCCUUAACAGUCACAGCAGUUUCUAUGGGGCCAAUGUCAGUGCGGAUCAUAAGAUGAUGGUAGAGGCCAUUGGCAGGCAUCUGGUGUAUGAUGCAGCCGUAUCAACACCGUUAAUGUGCACGAACGUAGUCGCGUACGUCCUCCUAACAGAACAAAGGGCCGGCUGCACAUUGAAACAGCUUCUCGAUAGCUUCGAGGCAAGAUCGCGUGCUCUCGUGAGGGAAGGACGUGAUCUGGGAUACGCGGGAGACUCUAGGACUGUUUUGAAACACGCUAUGGACAUGUUGGGUCGCGGUGUAGUAUCCCGUGAUGAAAGUCGUGUCCGUGCACAAUGUUCUGUGGCAACUGCGCUUGAGUUGUCCUACUACGCUAAUUCCGUUGUGGCACAUUAUGCCGCACCCGCCAUAGUUGUAACGGCACUUGAAAGUAUACUCGCCGAACCGGACGCGGACGCAGCGUACGUACGACACAACGAGCUAAUGACGCGUUCGUUGGAACUUUGCGGAAUUAUGGGACACGAGUUUAUACUGAACGCUCCCUGUCAACGCACAGAGGAGAGAAUACAGGACGCUUUGGCUUCAUUGGUGCAGAGCGAUGUCUUGUGUACUAUACAGAAUGACAAUGUACUGGAUGAGCAGAGGUGGUCCCAGCGGUUUGCAAAGACAUUAGACGAGGACAUGGAUGCUGAGGAGCGACCCGACCCCACAAGGAAUAUUAAGUACAAGAUCUCAAACAAACCAGAGGCUCUCACGGAAAGACGGCGUUUAUUACGUACACUUAGGCCGCUGCUGGAGGCCUAUUCGGCGACAGGAACAUGUUUGAAAAACGCGUCUCAAAAGGAUGUGGUUACAGCGACGUUAGACAAACUCACGGAAGAUUUUACACAGAAUAGAAUGAUAUAUGGUGAAGCAGUAUCAACAGACGCAAUACGCAACUGUUUGCGCGUGUUGCGCCAAUCAGGCGUAAUAGACAUGUAUACUGAAAACAAAAUCAGGAUGAUAAGGCCUAACGAACUCACAGGUCAAAACAUCCUAGACCAAGUGCAAAAGUUUAAUGUGCAAACGCCCUUAUUAGAAAAGUGAUAUGUGAUAAGUGUAUAAGUGAUAAGUGAAGUGCAGAUAUAUGUAAGAAUGAAUGAUUCCCAUUCUGGUGGUACAACUGACAUAGAGACAUUACGUGAAAUACACCUUAACGCCAAGCAAUAAAGUCCUUAUUAAUUUAUAUGAUAAUUAGUAAUUUUGCUAAUAACGUCUACUGACUUCCUAUAACGCCUCAUUUACAGUUAAUGUAUUUUUGUUAAAUGUAAAUCUUAUUCUAUAGUAAGAUGGAUUGGAUGGAAUACAUUAAUACAAAAAGAAUGGUAACCAUGGUAAGUCUACAUAUGUUAAAAGAGUAUGUCUUUCGUUGUAAAUUGCGCUUUAUAGUUAAGCAAUAUGAAAGUACAAUUUCUUUACAAAUAAUUAGGCUAAUAAAUUUAGUUUAAUUUUAAGCAUAGCAAACAAUUGGGUUUUGUAUUCAAAUGUUGCUGUAUCGGAGACAAGCUUUAGCCCUCAUUCUUCCAACUGUCUAUUUUGACAGAUUAUUAUCAUAGACAAUGUUCAUAUUUUUUCAUUCUCUAGCCUACUUGAAUUAAUGUGCUUUCAAGGGAUUUAAAAGCAUGUACAACCAAAGAAAAAUAAUUGAGUAUUACGUGAGAACUUUUUGGACAUUCAUCAAAAAUAAUAUCCUUAAAUUUGAACUUACCAUCCAAAAUAUUUUGAUUUUUACUAAUAAAAAGGAUCUUUUACUCUUUAUCUGUCAAAGCUGUGAAUUUGAAAAAAUUUCAUACAAACGACACAGACGUUUUUUAGUCAUAUCUUGUAGUAUAAAAAUAUAUAGAAACUUUGACAAUGCAAUUGAAGAAAGUUCUUGAAAUUUGACCUUCAACCAGUAAACUUUUUUCGAUUUUCGUUUCCACAUUUUUAUCUCUGUUAGUAACUGAAAAAUUAGUUAAUAAAUGGCAUAAUUUUAACUCCCAAACAAAAAAAUUAUGUAUGGUUUAUAUAUCUCUCUCGCUUAAACUUUUCCUGAAUAUUAUUAUAUGUCAGUUCAAGGAAUUUCUUGUUGGCGAUUAGUAUUUGUAAUUAGAUAAAAGCUAUGUUGGACAGUAAUAUUGUAUGGUGGGUAAUAACUGGUCCACUUUUCUAUAGCCAUUUCUAAUUUGUUGAACGAGGUAUUUUUAUUCACUUACAUAUUCCUUUACACAAUGCAAUAUCAAAGAUAUGAUUUACUAUAUUAAAAAUCGAAUGUAAUGUUAAAAAUUGUUGUGGUGUCUACCUAUUAAAUUCCAUAGAUUAUUAAAUUUUUAAAUGAUGAAACAUUUUUAACAAAGACGGAAUAUGCUUUUGAAUAUAUAAAGUUUUAACAUGCGCAGGAUCGCACGUAAUAGAUUUAUUUUAACAAUAAUUUCUAAUAAUUUGUUGUUUUAUUUUCUACAGAUAAACUAAUAAUCAAUGUUCUAGUAACAAAGAUUAUUUUUAGAUUUUUUAAUUAUAUCUGUGAUUGUAAUUAAAAAAUAUACAUCAAAGAUCUAUUAAUAUAAUUUUAAUGUUAUAAAAUGUGAUGGGACACUUUACACUAUACUUUGGUAUUAUAAAAGAACUGAAAGUCGAAAAGUAACUAUACAUUUUUGUAUGAUAACCAUUUUACUCUAGAUCAAUUUGGAACUUAAGUAUUUCCCAUUUUCGGAAGUGGUAAUUAUCAAAUGAAAGUAUAUAAAUACUAGUAAAAACUAUAAAAGUUAAGGGAACUUGGCCACCAGAUUAGGAGAAUGUAUGAAACCUAUAUGUAUAUAAUAGAUAUUUUGUACAACAUGUAAGAACAAAUAAACUUUAUAAUAGCA